Eruca vesicaria subsp. sativa (arugula) is the source of this 1758-nucleotide messenger RNA. The record is from the annotation of a GenBank genome assembly. Lineage: Eukaryota; Viridiplantae; Streptophyta; Magnoliopsida; Brassicales; Brassicaceae.
AUGGAAUUAUUGGGGUGGACGAGACUCGAAGUGAGGAUGAGGAAACCAAAUACCUCCAAGGUUGUUGGUAGGACAGCUGUGAAGAAGCAAUUACUAGCUCUUGGUAGAAUGCUGGCUCGUGGUGGUGGUGAAGUGGAUUCAUCACGCAAGCCACUCAACAGUUUAGCUGCGGGUGGUGGAGCCAGUAUGCAGAUUGUUUGUGUUGAUGAUUGUUCUUCAGGAUUGGUGUAUGAUCUAGACUAUAUGAAGUACAUAACAACCUUCAAGGAAAGCCAUCAGCAUUUGCUUGAGAGGGAGGCUUCUCCGUUGCGGAUUAUGUAUAAUGUUGAUAAGGAAGCAACUGGUAGGAGUAAGGGUAAGGAAGUGAGUAGAGGAAGGAGAAGAUCAGAGCCUCUUCUUUUGAAGAAGUUGAAGACUGGGACUCGUAAAGAAGAGCGUAAGUUAACUGUUUUCAGGAAAGAAGUUGUUCUAAGGGGAAGGAAGAUUGCUAUGACUAAGGCCAUUAUCAAAGUGGAGCCUAGAAGAAGUGUUGGCAAAGACAUCCAACAAGAGAAAGAAGCUUCUCUACGAGGAAGGAAGAAGAUUGAUCUGACCAAGAGCACUACCAAAUUAGAACCUAAAAGUCAUGUCAGAGACACCCGACAAGAGCAAGAAGUUUCUCUACGGGCAAAGAAGAUUGCUCUGCCCAAGAACACGAUCAAGUUAGAGCCUACAAGUGAUGUCAAAGACACACAUCAAGAGAAAGAAGUUACUAGACGAGGAAGGAAGCCAAAGAGCUGGAACAAGUUGGAUUAUGAGGAGAGCAGUGGAAGGAGAGAUGCAAAGCCUCAGACGGUUUUGAGAGCUUCAAAGAGACUAAAGGCUGAGAAGAUUAUCCCAGCGGUUAACACUAAAGAUGCUUCACAAGGAGAGAAGAGCUCAGUGACCAAGAGAAAUCUCAAAGUAUGCAAGAAGGAGAAUGAGGAAAGCAGUAGUGAAUGGAGAAAGGCAAAGCCUCAGGAGAUUUUAAGAGCUUCAAAGAGGCUGAAGACUGAACAGGGAAGAGCAGAUACCAAAAGAAAGAAAGAAGAGGCUCCACAUGAAGGGAAGAUCCAUGUGAACAAGGACAAGGCUAAAGCAAAGUCUACAAGUCAUCUGAAAGACAACUUAAUGGAUAAAAGCUAUGAAUACUUCAUAGCGUCUCUGAGAAAAUCUGUUACUCUCAUUGAAGCUGAUCCAGUAGCGAAGCCUGAGAGAGCCUUAGUGUUAUCUGAUCCUGAUAUUAUUGCAGUCAGUAACUGUCCAUUUUUUGAUGGAGGCUAUUCCCCAUUUGAGGCAAACAAAGACGGCAAAGUGAUAGAUCUUGAGGAUCGUAUUGAACCUGAAGAUAUGUUCAACUCUAAGUUUAGCAAGAAGCUACUGGAAAUUCUCAGACAGCCGUAUGAUAAAGAUGAGUUCAAGCAACGCUAUCUCGAGGCAUCACACAAGAAACAGCUGACUCGGUCUAGGCAACUACGAGAUGGAAGAGAGAUUGAGUAUAAUGUUGAUCACCAGUUAGGACCUUCAUAUCUCGACCGGUAUCCAGAUUUCAAGCGUGUGUUUCGUCGUUCUCGUUGUGUAAAGGAUGAUGCUAGAGCUUUAAACCUAUUGCGCGGCUUUUUCUUUUAUUUCGAGAACAUUGUUCUUGAAGGUGCAUUCAAACCAUGGCUGCAUGAAACACGUGUGAUGAGAGAAUGCAAAGAUAUUGUAUGCAUCAAAGCCGAACCACACAACCAUUAA